Molecule: messenger RNA, 6545 nt
Organism: Haplochromis burtoni (Burton's mouthbrooder)
Lineage: Eukaryota; Metazoa; Chordata; Actinopteri; Cichliformes; Cichlidae
Gene: pex5lb
Product: peroxisomal biogenesis factor 5-like b
Exons: 13
Coding region: 2401-4125 (574 amino acids)
Biological process (GO): protein import into peroxisome matrix, docking
Cellular component (GO): cytosol; peroxisomal membrane
Molecular function (GO): protein binding
Source: RefSeq, a predicted model, not a curated record
UGUCAAAGCUGGAGAAGAAAAAACCCUCAGUGAUCCCGUAUGUGUCAGCAGUAUGGGAACAAUUGAGACCCAUUUUCUCUAAACACAGCGUCUUUGUGGCUUUUAAACCACAAAACAGGUGAACUCAGGUGCCUGUCCACAUUCAUGAGUGAUGCAGUCAUGCUGUAAAGUCCUGUUAAUGUUUCUGCGGUUGCAUCAGUAACUUCUUUCUUCUGUCGCUCCAGACGUCCCACAGCAGCGAGGUCUGUGAGGAGGAGGAGGAGGAGGAGGAGGACUUCUCCCUGAGCAGCAGCUCUGGAACCAGGAGAGGAGCUCCAGUGUGGAGCAGGAGGAACCAGAAGCUUCACAGAUUAAAGAGGAAGAGGAGGAACUGUGCAGCAGUCAGGAGGGAGAGCAGCUGGGACUGAAGGAGGAGACGGAUACCUUCAUGGUGACUGCUGCUGAGGAAGGAGAGCACAGUGAACCAGGAGGAGACGGGGAGCAGCUCCUCUGUGAUGACUCUCCUCAAAGUGAAAGCACAGAUGAAGAAUCCAGCAAGUGUGAAGAGUCAGGGUUAAGUGAAACUGUGACCUCAGUGCCAAAGAAGAGAAAGAAGCGAGACAGACGUCAGGAUGAUGUGGAGAGCUGGACUGUGUCAGAGAGUCCCUGCAAUGCUGCCACAGGUAGAGAGUCUGAUGUUUGCCAAAAAUCCAUCAAGAGUCAGGCCCAAAGAAAGAAACUUGUUAAAAUCCUUCAAAACAUGUGGGAAAAGCUUCAGGUUGAAAAAGACCUGGAAACGCCACUUGAGAACUCUCACUGGUGGGAGGCCACAUCCUUGGGAAACACUUGAAAAGUGUUUUGGUAUACCACAGGAACGUCUGUAACCAGAGGUUUGUUGAACAUGAAGGCUUUCAGCGCAAAAGGAAUUUGAUGGACCACACGAGGACUCUCACAGGUGAGAGGCUGUAGUUGUACCAUUGUAAUCACACUCUUAGAGAUGGAAGACACUGAGCUGGUCCCAAGCCAGCUAAGACAUAGAGUCUCUCCAUCGUCCAGAUGCCUGAGGACCACAGCGAGUGCAGGAGACCUGAGAGCUGCUGAGGGAUCUCUGCUACAGAGUCAGUGAGUGAUGGCUUAAGAUGUUCACUAGGUGACAGACUUGACGUGAGCACAGAAUGGAAAUGUGGACACCCAGGCUGGGAUCUUCAGGGAAAGGUGAGACGAGGCAGCCGUCUAUGAGCAGAUCUCCAGUCUGCUGAGUGAAACAUGCAUUCGUGUUGCAAAGCGACACAGUGAAACAUGUAGCGCUUGAACUUCAGGUGCGUGGCUCAAGCCGGGACGCUGUCAUCCUGAAGGCAGAAGCUGGAAAACAUCCAGGAAACAUCCUCUUCAUCGUAACUGAAUCUAAUGAUCCAUCUUUGAUCCUGAGAGCCUCUGUGAUCCAGGCUGCUCGGCAUCCACACAAACCUUUGCAGGACCGAAGGCUUUUGAUUAUUUCAUACAAACUAUCACAAACAACAGCUGUGAGCUGCGUGGUGAUCAUAUCAAAGGAAAUAUUCUGACACCGAGGGCUGGACGUUGGCAUCACACGCAGGUACAAAGGAGACCUUUAUCUGCUCUCACCUGUGCUGAGCAGACACCUGUCCUACAUGCUGAUAUGAGCCCUGAAAGUUUACCCAGAAUGCACUUUGUGUGUGAAGCUUCAUGCAGGGAAUUAUGACAACCAGAUCAAACAUCCAGGUUCCUGCUCCUCUGCGUCACACCGCCAUAGGUCCAACACUCCCACACUCACAGAUGUUCAGUCUCUUGGAGUGGAUGUAAAACUGAUCUGAGUUCAGUUUCUAACAGAGCCUGUAACCGUGGGACACACCAAAGAUUAGGUGUGUUUUAGUUUGGACAUAGAGCACAGACCGAUCUCUGACAGCUUACCCUCCAAAUUAUCUGCUUUUUCAACCAAAGGUCUGACACUUUGAAUUCAAUGCCUAAAAACCUUUAUUUGCAAAGUGCUUUUCACAGAAAAAACUAAAAUAACAUAAAUAAAAGUGCCGAAAUGUGUGGUUUCCAUUAAUUUGGUAGUAAUUCAACAGAAAGCCCGUUUAAAUAAUGAAGUUUAAAGCUGUGACUUUUAUUGUGAAAGCGCUGACAGGAAGAGGCUGUGUUUCGCCGGUGUGCUUUGACCUCGGAGCUGUUCGGAGCGGCUCGGCUCUGCUCGCUCCACCUUCGUCCCUCCCCUGGCCGGAGCGGAGUGAGAUGCGUCCCGGAGCCUGAGGCGUUCGGACGAGUCAGAGCCGGACGCGGAGCUUUCAGGCGGGGAGCCUCCGGAGAGACACCGCGCCGUCUGUCGCACUGAAACCGGGUGUAGGUGCACUGCUGGCGGCUUCGCCUCCAGCUGCGUGCCGCUGAAAGCUGCAGGACUGAGACAUGUACCAGGUCCAGCUGGUCGGGGAGCAGCAGGAGAGCCGGCCCCUACUGAGCCCCUCCAUCGAUGACUUCCUGUCGGAGACCCGGAGCGACACCCCCUCCGCCCGACCGCUCACCUCCAACACAGCAGUUCUGUCCACAGCUCUGGAUCUGGUGGACCUCAGCGAGCUGGGGGAGAGCAGCGGGGCGAGCAACAAGGAGCGGAGGAGGAGCCCUCUGAGGAAGAAGGGCAGCUCGAAGAGUCCGCGACGCCGAGCCAAACCCGAGGAGACGGAGCUGAUCCAGGUGCAGGUGGAACACCUGCCCGCUAGUCCCAGAACACCUGAGAGGAUCUCCCUGGACUCAGUCAGCCUGUCGUCUCCUCUGGAGAAAUGGGAGGAGGUGAACCUGGACGUGGAGGACGGCGGGCGCAGGAGGAGAUAUGAGAAGAGAUGCACCUCCCAUCACUCGUCCAGUGAACUGCUGUGGUCGGCAGAGUUUAAAACCGACCCGCUGACCAAGAACAGCUUCAACAUCCACAGCUUCGACGACCUCGACUUCAUUUCUUCAACGCAGGACUGCGGGGCGUCCCGGCAGCGCAGACGGACUCGCUCUCUGCUGCUCAGGAACGAGUCUCUGGAGGACGAGUUUGUCCGGGCGAAAGCUGCUGUGGAGUCGGACACAGAGUUCUGGGACAAGAUGCAGGCUGAGUGGGAGGAGCUCGCUCGGAGGAACUGGCUGGAGGACUCCGAGGACCAGCAGCCGGUCCCGCCCACCGUCUCACCUGCAGAGAAGGGUUACUAUUUCAACACCAACAACCCGUACAGAGACUGGCCCAACGUCUUCGCCGAGGCUCAGGAGAAAGCUCGGGAGGGAGACCUGAACACUGCCGUGCUGCUGCUGGAGGCCGCCAUCCUGCAGGACCCGCAGGACUCAGAGGCGUGGCAGCUUCUGGGUAUGACUCAGGCUGACAACGAGAACGAGCAGGCCGCCAUCGUGUCGCUGCAGAGGUGCCUGGAGCUCCGCCCCAACAACCUGCCGGCCCUCAUGGCGCUCGCCGUCAGUUUCACUAACAGCGGCAUGCAGCGGGAGGCCGGCGACGUGCUGCGCCGCUGGAUCUGUCACAACCCGCGAUAUAAACACCUGGUCCAGGACAGCAGGAGUCCGCUACGGGGCUCCCCGGCCAUGCCGUGCAGGGCCCCCCACGCCUCCACACCUGCCAGGUGUGAGCUGCAGGACGUGCUGCUCCUCUUCCAGGAGGCGGCUCUGCUGAACCUGGACUGUGUGGAUCCCGACCUGCAGACCGGGCUGGGAGUCCUCUUCAACCUGAGCUCGGACUUCGACAAGGCGGUGGAAGCUUUCAGUGCAGCGCUGUCUGUCAGGCCACAGGACUACCUGCUGUGGAACCGUCUGGGAGCCACGCUCGCCAACGGAAACCGCAGCGAGGAGGCAGUGGAGGCGUACACCAGAGCUCUGGAGCUGCAGCCCGGAUUCAUCCGCUCGCGGUACAACCUGGGAAUCAGCUGCAUCAACCUGGGAGCGCACAGGGAGGCGGUCAGUAACUUCCUCACGGCGCUGAACCAGCAGAGGCGGAGUCAGCGCUGCAGCCAGCAGCAGAUGUCGGCUAACAUCUGGGCCGCCUUGCGGAUCGCCAUCUCAAUGAUGGACCGCCCCGAGCUGUUCCAGGCCGCCAACAUGGGCGACCUAGACCUGCUGAUGAGGGCCUUCGACAUGAGCGACGUCUGACGGCGAGUCAUGGGAGGGCGGAGCCUUGCUCCCAGAGUCACGGGAGCUCGGUUGGAUGUGAGCAUUUUCGCCUUCGUGGUGUUUUGAAAGUGGGCGGCUCUGUUGUACUCAUGGAAGCCCCGCCUCCAUCCUCCACCACAGCCUGCUUCUCUGUCUCCUUCCUCUGUCAGCUGCUCUCCACAUCUUCCAUCCCAGCACCCUCCAACCCUCUCCACUACGUCCAUGAACCUCCUCUGAGCUCUUUCUCUUCUCUUCCCGCCUGAAGCUCCACCUUCCCGCUUCUGCACAUGCUCAGACCAACUGAGCCAUUGGUCUGAUGGACUCACGUCUGAUCCUGUCCAUUCUGCUCACUCCCAGUGGACAUCUGAACAUCCCAGCAGGUGUCACUACCAUCUUUAAACCUUCUCCUUCUGUCACCUGGCUCCGCCCACUCUGCCCCUCUCCUGCUUUGCAUUAACCGGACCAGAAUUUAGAAAAUAAACUUUGUUUUUUAAUGAAGCAGACGUGAAACCAGCGACUCAUCAGGAAAGACUUCCCUGCGCUCAUUUUCUCAUGGACUUGUAUACAGUCGCACACCAAAGUCGCCCCCUGCUGGUCACCCUGUCAUGUCCAAACCCCAGAAUCUCUUCAGUGGUCGUUCUCGCCUCUGUAGCUUUUCUAUCGGCUCUGUUCACUUGCAGCACGUCUUUCAGCUCAGGUUAUAAAAACUCACGAUGUCCGUGGACAUGAAGCUUAACACCAGGUCCUUUCCUAACGAGUAAUCCAAACCACGGAGCUGCAGGAGUGAGGAGAAGCAGAACACGCCCACUUUAAGGCUUUUUCCUCCCAUGUUUCUUCACCUUGUUACUUUUAACCCUUUAAAGCCAUAAAACAGCAGCAGGGGUCUGUUAGAAACUCGCCUCUGUGUAUCACCCCCUGCAGGCAACAGCUGGUACUGCAGCAGCAUUUAUUUAAAUCCAACCAAGAGGCCACCUUCACACCUGAGAUCAGGUGUGGUGCUAAAGGUGAAUAACAGAACUCAGAAUUCUGAUGUUUUCCAUGUGGUGAUGAUGAAGCAGCUGUAUCAGGGCUAGCGCCACCUGCAGGAAGGGUUCGGGCAUGUGUCAAAUAUUUUCCAAAGGAAUUCAGGAGAAAUAUCUGUCGUCUUCAGGCGACUUUUGUUGUGAUUUGGCGCAAUAUAAAUACAACUGAAUUGAAUUAAAACGAUUUGCUUUGGCAGUUGAAAAGUUAAACGCCUCGCCCCCUGAGUGACACAGCCGUCUGUCUUCCCACAAAGGAUGACCCUCAGCGAGCCGUACAGCUUCUUCCAGAACCAACGUCUGCUGGAUCCCUACGAGUCCUCCCGCCUGCUCACCUCCGACCUCGCCUCGUAUCUGCUCCUUCCUCUGAAAGAGACAGAAAAGAAAAACACCCCUCUGCCUAGCCUUGAUUAUUUUCAUCCUACCGCUGAUUCCAAUAUCUAGUUCAGGACAUUCUGUUCAGACUCUCCCAGAGAAUAUCUCUCUAACCCUGAAGUGUACGCAUGCUGCAAAACCCUCCAUGCUCUACGCCUACGCCUCAAUAUUUCAAAUCCAGUCAUGGCGCAGGACGAAGCUUUUGACCCUCAAACACGGAGCGCCAACAUGUUUAUGAGCACAUUUCCAUUGUGUUUAUAAAAAAUAAUAAAACAGCUAUAUUUAAUCAUUUUAAACCCUAACAUGUCUCACUGAUGCAGCGGCACUUCUGUGCGUUAAGGUUUUUCACAAAACGACUGCAGCGGUUUCCCGCCUGGCCUGGAGGUGGCGCUCAUCGUCCCGUCAUACCUGCUGCUGUUCCUGUGUUUGCCUGUGGGAGGCGCCUGUGAUUGAUUCCAAACAUUAACACGUUAUAGUUUAAAACUGAUGUUUGUAUUAUUGUUACAGUUUCUGUGUUUUAUUCUGAAAAGUCGUGUUCAUGCUCUGUCCCUUCCUUCCUGUCGCUGGUUCUCAGGUGAGUGUGAGAAAACGCGCAGCAGCUGAUCCGGUUAAUCGAAAGCUAAAUCAAAGCAGCGUCCCCCGAGUCCUGGAGCGGUGAAGGCUUCCUGUCCUGUCCUUAGUUCGGGACGACUUCCUGUCUGUGGUUCUUUUCAGAUCAGCUGACAGGAAACCACAGCGCUUCUCAUUCUGAGGGUUUUACUGUGUUCAAGUCAGGACGCCCAAGUAACAAAAGCAAAGAGCUCCAGAAAAGCAAACAGCCAGCGCGUUUUCAUCCACAGCUUCCUGCUUCAGAGAUUAACGGGAAGAUUCACAAACUUCAUCCACACGAUGAUGAGGAGUGUGAAUCUUCGUCCUGCUGCUUCUCCUGAGUCCUGCUCGUCUUCACGUCUGUACGGUUCUGAUGUAAAUGACUGUACGGACAGUAAUCACAUGUAAACUGAUGAUAUUAAACGGGUGAUAUAGAAA